GAAGGAAAAUCCUUCCCCAGCCUUGUUCGAGAAGACUCUCUCUGCUCUCGCCGCCAAAAUCACAUCUACCCAGACACACCUCGAUCAGAGCCGGGCAAAGUCAAGGCGGGUCAAGGUCCUCUGCACGCUCUACCUCGGGUUCGCUUACUUGGUUUAUGGCAUCGUCCUGGUGCUGGUGGUGGGAUGGAGGAGUAUGGGACCCCUGGAGUGGACGGGCAUGGCGGGCGGGCCAGUCUUGAUCUAUGUCGUACGCGCCGUGACGACGGCGUUUUUCGACUAUCGCAUCGAGAGGCUUAGCAUACAACUCAAGGAAUAUCAAACUGAGCGCGCCAAGACCAUUCAGAAACUCAAGGAUGCGACAAAGUACGACUCUACUCUCGAGUUGUUGGAGAAAUACGGCGGGGUUGAGAACAAGCAAACGAAGGGUAAGAAGGAAGUCGAAAAGGAAGAGGGUGCGGAGCGGGAGAAGGAUGGACGGCCAAAGCAGAAGCACCCCGGGUUGCCGCAGCGCACCAACAUGCCACCACCACCAACAGCCAACAUUCAACGACCGCCUGCAACCCAUACGGGCACACCACAGCCCAGGCCGCAAAGCAGGCUCGGUUCACCGCCCCAACCACAAUCGAACCGAGCAGACAUGGACACGUCGGCCGAAUUUGCGCCGAAUGCAUUUGAUGGAAAACCUCCCCCUGCAUUCAUGCAAUAUCCGCCUGCUGCAAUGGCUCCCCAGGCCGAAUCGCACUGGUACGACCGCAUUUUGGACACACUGUUGGGCGAGGACGAGACAGCGGCCAAGAACAGGAUCGUUCUCAUCUGCUCCAGCUGCCGGCUCGUCAACGGGCAAGCGCCACCUGGAACUAAGUCGCUGUCCGAGUUGGGAAUGUGGAAGUGCAUGGCCUGCGGUGCGUCCAACGGGGAGUUGGAGGAGGGCAAGCGGAUUGUCCAGGAGGUGCUUGGAGGGCGUACUCCAGACAUCAAGGUUGAGGCCACCGAUGAUGGCGCGAGUAGGAGCUAGAGCGAUCUUGCCGAGGUGGAGAAGGACACGCCGGAAGCCGAGGCCGGGGAGCCAGGCGCGGCGGCUGAGAGUCAGGAAACGGAGAGGAUAGCGGAUGUACGGAAUGAGGAGCCCUUCUCAUUCUUCUAGCACGAUCGUUACGCAAUCUAUCCUUCGCCCUUUGUACUGUACGUAUCCAUGGUCAUCUCUUUGUCUUUCCCAUUCAAUUUUACAAGCGUCGGGUGGGAUACCUUCCGACAUCUCACAGUCCCUCUGUUUACCUCUUGUUCCUAACUUGCCACAAAGCCAUUGUGCAGACUUAAAGGCAUGAGAGAAGUCACCGUGAGAAUAUUAAAACCACCGUCUUUUACACAAACUAAGUUAGUCUUCUGUACUACAAAACUACUAUGACCAAGCACAAGACAAC
Molecule: messenger RNA, 1421 nt
Organism: Parathielavia appendiculata
Lineage: Eukaryota; Fungi; Ascomycota; Sordariomycetes; Sordariales; Chaetomiaceae
Exons: 1
Coding region: 194-1015 (273 amino acids)
Biological process (GO): endoplasmic reticulum tubular network organization
Cellular component (GO): endoplasmic reticulum tubular network
Source: RefSeq, a predicted model, not a curated record